UACCUUUCAUUUAAAACAAAAAACCCCACUCACACCUCUCUCUCUCUCUCUUCUCCCUCUGCAAAAACCCUAACUUUUCCUCCGAUUUCGCCUUCUUCAAUCUCCAUCCCAGCCAUUUCGCUUACCAAGCACAAACCCAGCUCGGGACUUUCAACGAUUGGAAGAAGAAGAAGCCGAAUCAUGGAAACGAACCCCUAAAAAUCGAAGCUUUGACUGAUCUACAGUAGUUUCCAAAUUUGGAAAAAAUGUACAAGAAUCAGCUGCAGGAGCUUGCGCAGAGGAGCUGCUUCAAUCUCCCUUCGUACACUUGCCUAAGAGAAGGUCCAGACCACGCGCCGCGGUUCAAGGCCACCGUUAACUUCAACGGCGAGAUCUUCGAGAGUCCUCACUACUGUUCCACUCUCCGUCAGGCCGAGCACUCCGCCGCUGAAGUCGCUCUCGCUGCCCUCUCUAAUCGCGGCCCUUCUCACUCCCUCGCCGCCAGGAUCUUGGAUGAGACGGGUGUGUACAAGAACCUCUUGCAAGAAAUAGCUCAAAGAGUGGGAGCUCCUCUGCCGCGUUACACCACCUUCAGGUCUGGUCUUGGGCACCAGCCUGUCUUUACUGGCACUGUGGAGUUAGCUGGCAUCACGUUCACAGGAGAUCAGGCUAAGAACAAGAAGCAAGCAGAGAAGAACGCUGCUAUGGCUGCUUGGUCUUCCCUUAAACAAUUGGCGAAAGAAACUUCAAGCGCAAUGCCUGAGAGUGAGAACAUUGACGAGCUAGAGCAGGUGAUUAUAGCAAGAGCCUUGAUAAACUAUCGUAUUAAGGAAAAUAUUGGGACGGGAAGCUCCUCGAGUGCGCCGGUUCCGUUUGCGAAGAGGUUCUUCAUGCAGAGCCCUAGACCAACGAGUCCACAGCCUUGUCGUGCAGCCACGUCGAGAAUCUUGCCUUUUAUUUGCCCGCAGCCUUUUUCUAGAGGCAGAUCAGUAUCAUCAGCUUCUGUUGAAAGAGCCAUAGCGUCCGCUUUGGAGAACCGCAACUACCGACCUCAGCAGAGAUUUGCAACUCCUGGAACAGCACCUCCUUAUGUUCCUAUGAGGCAUUUAAGAUCGACUUGCCACCGUGGGAUGGCUCCACCGGUGACGAUGAGAACCUCUGUACCGGUCUUCUCUGCACCACCUCCAAGGCCUCCUCCACAUUCUGCAAACACUCAGCAGCAGCUACCUUCUGUGUAUGUCCCAUCCAUGAUGCGUGCUGCGCCCGUGAGAAUCGCGCCACCUGUCACAAUCAGAACGGCUGCGCCUGUGUUUGCUUCGGUUAGAAAGGAGGAAGGGCCUUUGCCUGUUAGAAAAGUGAAUAUCCAAAACCCUCCUAAGUCCAUGACUAGAGUAGAUGAAACGAAGGUUCAAGAAAAAGAGGAAAGAACAACUCUUGUCUUGCCUGAUAGUCUUGAAAUUGAAGAAGAAGGAGGUGCAAAACCAGUUUCAAAGAGUGCAAAGGAAACAGAGAGAUAGCGACUGGAGAAUCUCAAGAUCUGAUAGUGUAUCUGCAAGAUUGUAACGUUAGUAAUGACAAGGAUUUGUAUUAUAUAUUGUUGGGAGUUUUGUGGCUUGUCGAUCUUUGGAUUCCAGAUUUGUAAUCUGUCUCACUUCCUUAUUAAGUCUGUUUGUGUCCCUUCUUUUUAUGUUGUUGUUUUCACUUUUCUGAUAAAUCAUCUAGUCGUUACAGAUGCAUCAA
Messenger RNA from Brassica napus (rape), 1719 nucleotides. Its product is annotated as double-stranded RNA-binding protein 2. NCBI's taxonomy places the organism in Eukaryota, Viridiplantae, Streptophyta, Magnoliopsida, Brassicales, Brassicaceae. Bases 246 to 1496 code for a protein of 416 amino acids. The record is from RefSeq and is a predicted model, not a curated record. The transcript has 3 exons. Gene Ontology annotation, molecular function: double-stranded RNA binding.